UCCGGUUGGCUGCUGUCCGAAGGUCGAGGUCUUGCGAGCUAUGGCUAUUUUUAACACGGAGAUAAAGAAGGAGGACAAUUACCCUAAAAUGUUGUUAUAUGUCACGAAAACAUGACAUAGUUAAUGGACGAAUAAAGAAAGAAGAUAUUUGUGUCAAAUGUUUGAUGGAAGGAAAAGGAGACAUGCUUGAUGGACGAGGAAACACGGAGGACUUUGGCUGCUACAGUAAUUACGAGCCUGCAAUGCAUGAAAGUAAUGUGGACUUUGUCAAACAUCCUGAUGCAAGAGCUUCUAGAACAGGAGAAUCUGAAUCUUCAGAAGGGGAGAAGAAGACAUGCACAUCCUGCACAGCGGCAGAAGAUCACAACACGAACGGUUCAUGGUCACAGAGGACCAUCUCUCGUUUAUUGCAAAGCACCUUCAAUCCCCGUAUGAGAUGGCUGUUCGAUUAUAGCGAGGAGGAUGAAGAGGAGGAAGAAGGAAACUUGGUCAUGGCCUACAACCUGGUGUCCCGGUCCUCUGCACGUCUGCUACGUUUGCAGCAGGUGCUUCUGAGUGUACCAAUGCUGUGGCAACAUGUCAGCGCUUCUUCCAAGGUCUGUGUCAAAGUCUGUUCAGCAGGCAGCGAGAUUCUUUUGAACGAACACUACCGAGCUCUGUGUAAGCUGAUGGAGCAGAGAUCAUUGCUGCUGUUCAUUCAUGAAUACUCCAGGAGGGCUCGUCUCACUGCUGCAUACAUCUCCAAAGUGGGCCAACUACUUGAAGAUCUCCUUAGGAAGUCACACUUGACUUCGAAGCAGACUCCACAUUUGUGCUCUUCAGUCGGGGUCCAUCUUAGCUCCUUGUGCCAGGAGUUCCGGAUCCAUGUCAACCACUGGUCUUGUCUGUCUGCAAAAGUCCAGUCAGACCGUUAUCUGAGGCGAGCUCUAAGCCAGCAGAACAAGUUGCUGGGAGACAUCAGACAGACUCUUGACUUGCUUGGACUGCAGGCACUGGUUUUGAUGGAACGUUAUGUGCAUGCUGUCCUGUCUGCUGUAGCGCAGUCUGAUUUGGACCACAUUCAAAAAGACGUCCUGGAAGAUAUUUUGGACAGUACAGACCUGUACAGCCAAGUAGUGGAGGAGCAGAGAUUACAACACAGCAUCACUGAGCUGAGAAGUCAAGUAUUACAACAAGGAUGUUAUCCCACCCAGAUGACCUGUCAAGGACAUCAUCACACUGCGGUCUCAGUCAAAGACCUGUUGCAUAUGUUUUCAGUCCAACAUGCUAACACGGCAGCUAUUCAGCUCCAUAACUGGGCCUCUAAGCAGUGUGUGUGUGUGUGUCAGUCACUAACUAAACAAGCCAGAUUUCCUUCACCAUCAAAUUGGGUGCACGACACAUUCUUUAUUUCUUGCUCCUCUAUUGGGACAUGCCAUCCUUACACUCCUGAACUUCAUGUGGAAAAAGAAAGACAUCAUCCUGAUUCAGACAAGACCAGCUUUUCUCCUAUCAAAGAGUCCAGUCAGGACCGCUCCAAAGUAGAGCUUCUUAUUAAUAUACUUGCUUCCUCCAAUGAUCUACUGGCUCCACUGUUCCGCCAAGCAGACGCAUCAAUAGCAGAAGCACCAAGUAUGCAGAUGUUACCCGGUGCUGUAAGCAAUGGAAAAGCAGAUCCAAAACAUGCAGCGUUAAAACAAAGCAUCAAGGAUUGCAGUAUCAAAGGAAAUGUCCAAGAAGUUGUUGAACUGGAGAUUACCUCUCGGCCAGCAGUCCAUUACAGCUCAGCCUCUGCACAGCAUGGCCCUGAAGAGGCUGUGGGAACAGAUGGUAAAACUGCUGAGCAUGAGAAUGCUGGGCGCCCUCGCUCCGUUCAGUGGUCGGACCUGGGUCAAUCAGUGGCAUUUGAUGAUCUGUUGGGACAGUACCAUGCGUUGCUGUGGGAUCGCUGCAGAAAAGCACUGUGGCUACAGAUGCAUGUGCCACAAGCAGGAAGACGUGCAGGCAGCUUCAACCUUCACGACAACCACAGGAACUUUCAAGUCCUACAGAUGAUUAUCCAGGCCUCAAAGACAGAUGAACUUCCAAAGGAGGGCAGAGCCAUGCUGGAGGAGUUCAGUCUAAGCAUGUUAGUCAGCACAGUACAUGCUCAGUGGGACUACGUGGUGUGCAGAAGUUUAGGUGCAGCUUUGAAAGACAAGUGUCAAACAUGUGUCAGUCAUCGUGGCAGGCCUUUGAUGCCAUCAUCAAAUCACAACGAGAGCAUGAUGAUGUCGAUGACUGCGGAAAACUUGCUGCAGCUUUUUCCACCUCUGCUGUCCUCUGUGUCCUACUGCAGCACACCAGGUUCUUUUGACUUCUUCCCAUCAUGGAGCACUUUCUGCAGAAGGACCAUUAACUUGAUGUUAGCCACAGUGCAACUAUCCACUGUGUGGAUCAUGUCUAAGGCCUACCAGUUCCUCUCUUCGUGGAGCCUAAACAAGUUCCUACUCAUUACACAAGGAGACCUCAAUAUGCUGAGAGAGUCGCUUGACACAAUGGUGCUACAGACUAAGUCCUUGAUGCUGAACUCCAACCAUCUGUCCACUCAUCACAUUCACAAGCAGCUUUUACUCAAACAGCAGUUGACAAAUCUUGAGAGUGCUGUAUCCCAACUGCAGGACUUUUCUUUUCUGGUUUUGGAGACGUUUUCCAAGGACUGCAAAAGAAUAUCUGCUGAUGUCUUUGAGCAAACCAUGCCCUCUGCUGGACACUGGAGACCUAACCACAGGCCAGCAGACUUUCCAAGCAGUCCCAGUGGGUAUGCAUCUCUAGCAGCUCAGAAUGUCAUUGGUCAGGUUUUGGAGGGUGUGACAUCACUGUCUGAUGACGCCCGCACCCAAGCUCUCAGUUUAAGCAUGACUGCCUUCAUGGAGGCAUGGAUGGAACACAUCCUGAAGCACAAGAUCAAAUUCAGUGUCCAGGGAGCGCUCCAACUCAAGCAGGACUUUGAUUCUAUCAAGGAAUUGAUCUGCUCAGACACAUACGCUCUGCCAGAGGAACUCCUUCGCCGAAUACUCAGCCUCAGAGUUUUUCAGCAAGUGGACUCUGCAGUUUUGUGCUUGCUUCAGCAGCCACAUGUCAAACCGUACCUGCACAGCAGAGCCUGGGAGCCUUUCACACACUGCUGUGCCUCUAAGAGUAGCACCGACAGCUUGAAUGCAGCAGUGGGGAGCAGUAUAAGUAAUCUGAGGGUGGUGGACAGAGACUACAUGACCCAAUCCGACCCUUCAGUUGUGACAACUGACAUCCCCUCGGUGGAUCCGUUUAUUCCUGGAGAGCCUUACCUUGCCCCAAGCUUGGCUCUGGGUGCUCGUCAGCAGCAGUGGUUGGACUUAAGAAUUCAGAACGGUUGUCGCCGCUGGAGGUUGCCAGGACUACAGUGUCUUUCUAGGUCGGAUCCCUAAACAGAACUCAGCCGAACACAACUAAAUGGUGCUUUGUCACAGGCAAUAACGAUCACUUGAAACGCACUUUUUAAUUAAAAAUAGUGUUAGAUCUUUGCACCGUUAUUUCAUUGAACCACAAAUAAACAUUUGAAAUGUGAAGGCUUUCAAAUAAAG
Molecule: messenger RNA, 3581 nt
Organism: Nerophis lumbriciformis (worm pipefish)
Lineage: Eukaryota; Metazoa; Chordata; Actinopteri; Syngnathiformes; Syngnathidae
Gene: ccdc142
Product: coiled-coil domain containing 142
Source: RefSeq, a predicted model, not a curated record